Messenger RNA from Peromyscus leucopus (white-footed mouse), 409 nucleotides. RefSeq names its product NADH dehydrogenase [ubiquinone] flavoprotein 3, mitochondrial-like. The transcript has a single exon. Gene Ontology annotation, cellular component: mitochondrion. Lineage: Eukaryota; Metazoa; Chordata; Mammalia; Rodentia; Cricetidae. Gene Ontology annotation, biological process: mitochondrial ATP synthesis coupled electron transport. The record is from RefSeq and is a predicted model, not a curated record.
AUGGCUCUCCUGCUUCGAGGAGGAUGAAUCUGGGCACUGUAGGCUGUGUUCCUGGAGGCAAGGGUGUUCCGAGAACUGCCUUCUACGGUGCCCCUCUCUACAGAGUCAGGGAAGAGUGAAGGGGGAAUACAACCAAAUCCCAAGAAUCAAAGUGCACCCACAGAGCCCACUCUGGUCCCUGAGUUGCCUAACACCACCACCUACAAGAACCUACAGCAUCAUGACUACAACUCAUACACCUUCCUAGACCUGAACAUGGACCUCUCCAAGUUCAGAAUGCCUCAACCCUCUUCGGGACGAGAGUCCCCUCGGCACUGAGCUCAGCUCACGGGAGCCCCAUGCCGGUCCCAUGAAGUCUUGCCUGCGAGAAUAAAAUCAGAGUCACAAAAAAAAAAAAAAAAAAAAAAAA